AAUUGUUAUAUCAAGUACGCACCAAUAGCAAGCUAGCUUCAAAUUUAAUUAUUUCAAAUGAUUUUUAACCGACCGAUAAAAAUGUAAUUAUCGAGGUCAAUACAUCGUCGAAUCGACCGGAAUACCUUGAACGUAUGUUCUAAAUUGUAAACAACUUUGUAUUCUUACGGUAAUUCGGUUGUUGAUAAGUUUUAACGUCCAUAUCAAGUUCAGAUUGGGUUGAAUUGUAUUUAGAGAAUGGAUCUACCAACAUUGGAUCUACUUUUAUUUGGAGCAACUGGUACAAGUGGAUUUUUCUGUAUCCCUUAUUUGUACAAAUUAACCAAAGAAAAUGGUAGAAAUUUAACUUGGGGUGUAUCUGGACGUUCAGAAAAUAAAUUAAGGGAAACUCUUAAAGAAACAGAAAAGCAAAUGGGUAUCGAUUUAUCCCAUAUUCCGAUUGUGAUAGCAGAUGUAUCAGAUCGAGAAUCGCUCAAAAAAAUGGCCGAAAGAACCAGAGUUCUGAUCAAUUGUUGCGGACCAUAUGCAAAAUACGGUUAUCCCGUCGUAGAGGCUUGUAUCGCAGCCGGAACUCAUCACGUCGAUAUAACAGCCGAACCGGAAUACAUCGAAACAAUGUAUACAAAAUAUCACGCACCAGCUCAAGAAAAAGGAGUAUAUAUAGUAAUGUGUUGUGGAGUAGAUACUAUACCGUCUGAUUUGGGUUUGGUUUAUCUCGAGCAGCAAUUCGAUGGGGUACUUAAUUCGGUAGUGGCUUAUUUCGAAGGUUGGUACGAAGAUGUCGGACCGGGACCUAUUGUCGGUUGUGGUACUUGGAAUAGUCUUGUUCACGCAUUGUACCACGGUACAAGAUAUAGUCGGUUAAAGAAAAGAAUGUUCCCCCAACCUAAGCCGGCUACAUUCCUACCGGAGCUGAAAGUUAAGUAUACUUUGCACCGUAAUCGAAAGAUCGGCGGUUGGUCAUUGUUUUACUUCACAGCCGAUAAAGUGGUUAUGAGGAAAACUCAAGAAUAUUUAUACGAAAAUGAAAAUAAACGACCGGUUCAAAUUGAAACUCUCUCUAACGAUAAAAGUUUCCUUCGAUUGAUUGUCAUAUUUUUCGCUAUUAUAGUUUGGUUACUUUUCGUUCAAUUCCGUUGCGGUAGAAAUUUAAUGAUUAACUAUCCAGCAAUUUUCACUUUCGGGUUGUUUAGGAAAGGGCAGUUUCCAUCAGAACGGGCGUUACAAAAUACUUUUUAUCGAGUAACUUUUUAUGGAGAAGGGUGGAAAGAAAAAUUACCGAAUAAAAAUGAUCAAUACGAUAAACCGCCGAAUAAAAAUAUAUUGGCGUCGUUUACAGCACGAAAUCCAGCCUACGGAGUUACUUGUUUGGGAAUUGUAGGUUCAGCAAUUGCCAUUCUAACAGAAAAAGACAAAUUACCAUCGAAGGGAGGAGUAUAUUCCACCGGAUCUGCCUUUGGGAAAACUUCUUUGAUGAAAACUCUCAUCGAUCACAAAACAUUGGAAUUUGAGAUUCUAAAAUCGAAUGAUUUAUGAUUUUUUCAAUUAUAUUUGUUUUAAAAUAUAAAAGAAAAUUUUGGAAAAUAAAAGUUGAAAUACUCCUCAUUGGUGUAUUUUAUUAUUCGUAUUUA
Molecule: messenger RNA, 1631 nt
Organism: Diorhabda sublineata
Lineage: Eukaryota; Metazoa; Arthropoda; Insecta; Coleoptera; Chrysomelidae
Product: saccharopine dehydrogenase-like oxidoreductase
Exons: 7
Coding region: 238-1536 (432 amino acids)
Biological process (GO): glycolipid biosynthetic process
Cellular component (GO): mitochondrion; plasma membrane; lipid droplet
Source: RefSeq, a predicted model, not a curated record